GUUUUCUCACUCUAACUUAUUGCACCAGUUCAGCAGCUGAAAAGAUAGACCAAUUGUAGAACAGGCCUUAAGUAUGUCAGAAUGGCCGAAACGGGUAAGAAGAUAAACUUGAAUAAAACCGCGUCGAAAUAUAAAUGUAUGUAUCGUAAAGACGACAAAACGUCAUCGUGUUCGGAGUACGUUCUACGAAAGACGGGAUUCCCGAAAUUUAACAGAAAAGGAAACCACAUUUAUGUGAACAAUAAAACUCACUUUAAGGCGCAAUUGUAUAAGUGCGAAAAACGACUUGACAAUGGCGCAUCGGAACUAAUCAUACAUGGUCUUGGAGCUGCUGUAUACAAAGCUACUAAUUUGGCUCUGCAACUGAAGGAGAUUCAUUAUGGAUGUUUAGAUUUUGAUAUUAAAACUUCUACUAUACAAUUAAAAGAUAAACUAGAAUCAUUGAAUGACAACAUGGAUAGUGAAAUUAACAGACAGAAUUCUGCUAUACAUAUCCGUGUCUUCAGAAAAGUACCUGUGGCUGUACUAAGAUCUACAAACUAAUGUGAUUUGAGAAACCAAUGUGUUUGAGCAAUCGGAUUGUAUAAUAGAGUAAUAGAAAUAUUUGAAUUACUAUCGCAA
Odontomachus brunneus is the source of this 621-nucleotide messenger RNA. It is a transcript of the gene Rpp20, whose product is annotated as ribonuclease P protein subunit p20-like. Gene Ontology annotation, cellular component: ribonuclease MRP complex; nucleolar ribonuclease P complex; nucleus. The transcript has 3 exons. Gene Ontology annotation, molecular function: nucleic acid binding. The record is from RefSeq and is a predicted model, not a curated record. Gene Ontology annotation, biological process: tRNA 5'-leader removal. Bases 82 to 543 code for a protein of 153 amino acids. NCBI's taxonomy places the organism in Eukaryota, Metazoa, Arthropoda, Insecta, Hymenoptera, Formicidae.